AUGCUUAGAGCAGCUUUUACAAGAAGAACAAUCACUCAAAUACGUUCAAUUCAUAAAUCAUCGAUCUAUAAUGCAGCAUCUGUGUUUAAGAUGCCUGCGAUGUCACCUACCAUGAGUGAAGGUGGGAUUGUUGCAUGGAAAAUUAAACCAGGUGAUAGUUAUAGUGCAGGAGAUGCAAUUUUGGAAGUUGAAACUGAUAAAGCCAAUAUUGAUGUUGAAGCUGCCGACGAUGGUAAAUUAUGGGAAAUUUUAAUCAAUGAAGGUACUUCAGGAAUUCCUGUCGGUAAAGCAAUUGCCCUUAUUGCUGAACAAGAUGAUGAUUUGAGUACUUUAGAAAAACCAGCCAUUGAAGAUGAAACUGCUCAAGCACCAAAGGAAGAACCUAAGAAAGAAGAAGAGCCAAAACAAGAAGAAAAACCAGUUAAGUCUAAAGCUCCAACUGAUAACAGUAUAUUCCAAAAACCAAACCCAUCUCAAAAAUUAUCCCCAGCUGUUGAAUUGUUAUUACAUGAAAACCACAUUUCCACCGAGGACGCAUUUGCCAAAAUCCAAGCCUCUGGUCCAAAUGGUAGAAUCUUAAAAGGUGAUGUGUUGGCAUUCCUCGGUAAGAUCAAUUCCGAUUCAAUUGCCAGCUUGACAGAAUUCUUGAAAUCUAGAGAACACUUAGACUUGUCUAACAUAGUACUUGCACAACCUUCAGAAUCAUCAACUAAAAAGGGAGAAGAAGGUGCUGCCCCAACCAAGACAGAAAAACCAAAACCAAAGAAUAUUUUGUCAGUCGAGUUGACUUCAAACUUGGGUGAAGAUGUAUCACAAGCAAAAUUCAAGUUUGCAUUUGAAAAAUCUGUCGCUGCUGCAAUUAGACACACUUAUGCUACCAAGUUCCCAGAAUUUGCCAAUUCCCCAACCGCUUCUUCAAUUUAUGACAAGUAUGACGUUUUUGAUGAUAUAAUCUCUGCCCCAGUUACAAAGAAUAGAUUUGAAGUUUACGAUAUAACUUACAAAUUUUAUGGUGAAAAUGUUGCACCAAAACCAAUUAAGGUUGAUGAUUUUGAUGAACUUUUAGGCUUGGCUACUCCAGUUCAAUAUUUGGAAACAGGAUCUUCCAAUGUUGGAGUUCAAUUCAAGAUCAAAUUUGAUGAAAAGGUGUCUGAUUCUAAACAAUUUGUAGAAUACUUUGAAAAUUCAUUACUUUCUCAAAUUCCUGCCAACAAAUUGAAAAUAACAAACUUAUAG
This is a messenger RNA of Candida tropicalis MYA-3404, 1236 nucleotides long. It is a transcript of the gene PDX1, whose product is annotated as Pdx1p. NCBI's taxonomy places the organism in Eukaryota, Fungi, Ascomycota, Pichiomycetes, Serinales, Debaryomycetaceae. Gene Ontology annotation, molecular function: dihydrolipoyllysine-residue acetyltransferase activity. The record is from RefSeq and is a predicted model, not a curated record. The transcript has a single exon. Gene Ontology annotation, biological process: pyruvate decarboxylation to acetyl-CoA. The coding region runs from base 1 to 1236 and encodes 411 amino acids. Gene Ontology annotation, cellular component: pyruvate dehydrogenase complex.